CCCUCUCUGCCUCCUUUCAGGUUUGUGGCUGUAAUUUGUAGACACUCCCUUGCCCCUGCGCAGGCCAAUCGCGGUUGUGUGAGUUUUUCGUUUCCGGGAUGUUUGGUGAUGUGGCUCUAAUCCUAAACACGACAUUUAUUAAAGAGCUCAACACCAGCAGCUGUUACCCGCGUGAGGAGGCUCCACAGCAGGUCGGCCAUGUUUAGCCGGCUGACCCAAGGCGUGACCUCCGUCCUGCAGGAGUUAUCCGGGGAGGAGCACCGCCACGAUGAUGCUGAUCCUCAGGAUGGUUUGGUGCCGAGGUUAUUAUCUGGCCCUGACGCCUCCUCAGAUGUAUCGGGUCCUUCAGAAGAGAUCCUGGACCAACUGGCUCAGACAGAACAGCUGGUGGUCCAGCUUAAAGAGCUCAUCAGAGAGAAGGACAGUCAGCUGGCCAACGCUGAGAAACUGCUCAAGGAGGAGAAGGAGCAGGGUGAUGCAAAGUUCACCAAACUGAAACUGCAGGCGAAAGCCAAGAUGGCUGCCCUAAACAAACAAAUCGCUGAGCUGAAAGGACAGGAGGGACUCAACACCAGUCAGAGUUCAGAGAGCUCCUUCACGCUGCCUUCUGGCUUGGAGGAGGAACUCCACAAGUUAAAAGAAAAGUUAAGUCAGGAGGAAUCGUCAAGUCAAAGCCUGCGAGAGCAGCUGAGAGUCGCAGAGCAGCGGAUUAAAGAGAAAGAAGAGGAGCAUGCAGAACAGGUGCAAGUUCUGCAGGCUGUAGUAAAGGACAAAGACGUGCGGUUUCAGGAGCAAAUCCAAAAGCAUGAGGAGGAGCUGCUUCAGCUCAACACCCAGGCCUCACACGAUGCCGAGCUACAGCAGGCUCUGCGUGAUUCCCAGAGGAGGAUCGAGGAGCUGGAGGAAUCCUUGCGCUCUCGUUCAGAAGUCCUGGAGAUGUUACAGCAGGAGCUCAACAGUGCAGAUGAACAGAAACAGAUUCUGACUGCACAGUUCAGACAGAUGGAGCAGGAGUUAGCCGAGGCCCAUAAACUAAGAGAACAGGAAAAGCAGCAAAUAGCCAUGCAUGCUGAGGAGCAACUCCAAGCUUUGAGAAGCAAUCUAGAGGCUUUAGAGAAGGAGAAAGAGCAGAGCAUCAUGACUCUUGAAGCAGAAUUGUCCCAAAGGACAUCUGAGCUAGACAACGUGAAAGCAAGUCUGGAUGAAAGUGUUAGUAAAGGGAAGGAAGCGGAUGCUAGCAUCGAGGCGGAGCUAACCACACUGCGAGCCAAUCUAGAAGCUUCAGAGAGACAGAGAGAGGAAGUAACGAAGAAGCUGGAGGUUGAGGUUGAACGUCGUGUGGCUGAGCUGCACCUGUUACAAGAGAAGCUCGAUGCAUUGGAAAGGGAAAGAGAGGAAGCAUCGCAGAGUGAAAGAGAGGAGUUGACACGGCUGCAGAUGGAGCUCACGUCCCUCAGAGAAAGACUGGAUGCUGGGAAAGAGGAACAGGAUGCCAGGGUACAAGCCAAGCAAGCGCUGGAAAAGCUCUGGAAGGGACUUCACUCUCUAAGCAGUGAAGGAUCUGAGGUAGAGAUGGCCGUCCCAGAAGAUCCUGCACAGGUUCUGACUGUUUUGGAAGCUAGAUUGGACAACCUGAGAGAAGAACAUCAGGAGAGAGAAGUGCGGAUGUCUCAAAUCAGCGUCACCAUAGAAACUCUGCAAGGACAGCUAGAUAAAAGCACCGCAGAGGGAGAGGAGGCAGUAGCCAGGAUUCAGCAGCUUGAGCAACAGCUUGCCAAGUGUCAGGUUACUGAUGAGCCACUGGGAGAUCAGGUGACUGACCUGUCUGUGAGGGAUUUGGAUAAAGCAGAAGAUGAAAGUGCCGCUGGACACAGUUCUGAGAAGAUUUCGGCACUGGAGCAGCAGCUGGUGGAGCAAGAGAAGGAGCUUGCUGCCCUCAGGGAACGGCUGGCGUUCACCGAGCUACAGAACCUGAAGAUUUCCCAGGAAGGAAAUUCUGACUCUCAAAAUACUGAAAAUAUUCCUGGUGUACCCGAUAGUUCUGGAGUGCUACCUGGUCUUGAAGACGUUUCAGAGGAAGACACAACACUGAUUGCAGUAGAUUCAGAAACAUCUGCUAUGUCUACAUCGGUCGUGUCGUCAUCUGCUGACAAUGAGAGCAGUCCUGAGAUGACUGGACCACAGCCUGAGUCACCUGUAGAGUUAAAGGGAGCUUCUUCUGAUGAGAUGGUAACUAGCACAGACUCAGAAGUUGCUCAUAGCAGCUGGACACUUCUGGAAGCUAUUAAUCAAGAUGCAGGUCAAGAGUGGCCUCAACAAAUUCAGGACUUAAAUGCUCUUCACCUUUCCACCCAGUCCUGGGAAGAAACUAGCGAAGAGCAGGUCACAUCUACAUGCUCGAUGGUAAAGGUAGAAUCAUCAUCCAUGGUUAUCCAGGAAACAGUACAGAUUCAAAUUAGCCAGCAGGAAUCAAACUUGCUGAAUACUGAUUCCAGUCCUAGUCAGGCUUUUGCACAGAUCCUGGCAGAGGAACUCCAGAAAAGAUACAGUGAACUCCUGAGUGAACUUCAACAAAUGAAAGAUUCAGCUGCUGACUCCCAGGAGAAAAUACACCUCCUGGAAGAAGAACUGAAGUCGCUGACAGUUGUUAAAGAUGAAGUAGAGGCAAGGGUCUUAAGAUAUGAAAGAGACUUGAUAGAAGCUCGAGCUGAGAUUCAAAGAGAAGCAGAGCAGAAAACAUCAGAGAAAGAUAGCCAGAAGAAUGUUCUUGAGGAGCAACUGGAGAGCUUGCAGAAGGAGGCUCACUCCAAGGAUCAGAAGAUCCAAUCUCUGCAGGCAGAUCUUGAUGAGAUCCAGCAGAAACUUAUUGACAAAGAAGCUCAAGCCCGGAUGCUGGGUGCACAGUUGGAGGACAGAGAACUUGUCUCCUCUGAACUGGAGGAGAAAGUCAUCACCAUGGAGGCAAGAAUUCAGCAAUUUUCUGAGGAGGCUGAGCGAGCUAAAGCUGCUCUCCUUGGCAAGACCACUGAGGUUGACGAUUUGCAGCAAUCUCUUUCCCUGAAAGAGCAGGAGAUGAUGGAACUUAGUGAUAGCAUGACUGCCAAACUGCUUCAAGCAGGUGAGGAAAAGUUUGCAAUAUCUAGUGAGGUCAGAAUACUAAAAGAGCAGAUGAUGGAACUUGAGAAAACCUGGCAUGACCAGCAGAAGUUGAAAGCAAGUAACACAGCUGAUGAAACCGAAGACUUGGUAGCUUUGCGGAAGGAGAAUGAGAACCUGAUUGCUCAAAUAGCCACCAUGAAAACAGAUGGGGAACAGCUGAAGCGAAAGUUGCAGGCAGCUUUGGUACAGCGCAAAGAGUUGAUGAAAAAGAUUGCUGGGUUUGAGAAGGAAGCAGAAGGUUGUAAAGAAAAAGUAAAUCUAGAGAGAGACGUUACCUCCGAAGAAAGAGAAAGAGAGCAGGAGCUACAGAACCUUGAAGCACAAUUACAAGAGAUCAGACAAGUCUUGAAUUGCAAAGAAGAGGCUUUGAAGGUUCUGGAACAGAAAACGCUGAGCCAAGAUCAAGCACUGGCCGAGGCGCAUGUAGAAAUCCAACGCCUGAUUGAAGAGGCUAAAGCAUUAAGUGAAAAUGAACAAAUAAUACACCAAGUUCAAGAAGAUAACGCUAGACUCCAGUCACAGGUUGCCAACAUGGAAUCUGAUAUUGAUGCAUUGCAGAAAAAGCUCCAGGAGGCUGUGGAUUCUCGUAAAGAGACUCUGCGGAAGGCAAAGGAAAAAGAUAGGCACCAUCGUGAGCAGCUGAGACAGCAGAAAGAAGAGUACAGUGGUCUGCUAGAACGUUUUGAAGCUAAGGAUGAAGAGAAAGCUAAGCUAAUAAAACAUGUGAAAGAGCUAGAAAGUCUUGUGGAAUCAAGGGAAUCAGUAGAUAAAGAAAAGCUUGUGAUUGUAGAGGAAGUGUCUGAGACUGCAACUGAGAAUGUGGAGAAACCAGGAUCAGGGGAUUGGGUUCAAGAGGAUUGGGUGGACUUUACUACAUCUGAUACUGAAAUCAGUCAGCAAGAACCACCUGCUGAGCAACCUCCACAGACCACAUCAGGAAAUCAUGAGAGUGUUAUAAAUUCCCUUCAAGACAAGGUAAAAUCUGAACAAGCUGCCCGUGUGGAUUUAGAAAUACAGCUGCAAGAAAGCCAGGCAUCUCUAUCACUCAAGGAGACUGAGUUGCUUGAGCUCAGCAAAGAGCUGGAGACAUUGAGGACCAAGGAGAAACAGAUUGAUUCUCUUUCAGAAGAGCUGGAUGCUUUGAGAAAAAAGUGUGAGCAAGCAGAAGCCCAUGCAGAAAUGUUAAAGGCGGAAGUGGAGGAGGCUGCCAUUGUGGUCAAGACGAGCAUCUCUGAUGCAGAAUCUCCUGUUGUAGCUCUUCAGGCAGAAGUGGAUGAGUUUAAGCAGUUCCUCCAAAGCAAAAAUGAUGAGAUCAAUGAUCUAAGCCAACAGCUGAGUGAGCAGAGCUUCCUUCUACAGAAAAUGCAGGAGACCGUAUUGGAGAAAGAUCAGCUGAUCGCUUCCUUACAAGAGGGAUUGAAAGCUGAGCAAGAGAAUCGUCAAAAACUGGAAGCAGAAAUUCCACAGAAGCAGCAGGAGGAGAAAGACAACAAUGCCAAGUUACAGCAGCUACAGCGCAAAUUUCAGGCUGCUCUGGUAUCACGAAAGGAAGUUCUCAAAGAAAACCAAACCUUAAAGGAAGAGCUGACUAGUGCUGAGGAGUUGAGAUCAGAGUUGCUAGCAAAGAUUACGAAUAUCGAAGUAAAUCUGAGUAAUCUAAGCACAGAGAAAGACAAACUAAUUGAAGAGGUGGAUAGGACCUUGCUGGAGAACCAGAGUCUUGGUGCUACCUGUGAAAGCCUUAAGCUAGCAAUGGAUGGUCUGCUAAAUGAAAAAGAAAUGUACAAACGCCAAGUUGAAAGUGCCAGAGAAGAAGCUGAGCAAACAUCCAGGCAGUGGGAAGAAAAGGUGCAAGGCAUGAAGGAGGAGUACGAGACCUUACUGAAGUCAUAUGAGAAUGUGAGUGAUGAAGCUGAGCGGGUUAGAAGAGUGCUGGAGGCUGCAAGACAGGAAAGGCAAGAAUCCGUGGCCAAAGCAAGGGUCUAUGAAUCAGCCAAACAAGAGGCUGAAAAGGUAGCGGAGGAAGCUCAAAAGGAAGUAGAUACUGUGAAGGAGAAAAUGAGAAAGUUUGCCAAGACAAAACAUCAGAAAAUUAUGGAUCUAGAAGAGGAGAAUGAGAAGCUUAGAGAACAAGUAGAGAAGAAAGGAACCAAAGAACAAGACACCAAUUUGGAGCAAGAGCUUGAGGGAGUUAAGAAUGAGUUUGAUGCUUUGAAAGCAAAUUUUGAUUCAUUAGAAGCUGAACGAAAUUCUUUGGAACGGGAAACUGAAAAACUGAAACAACAGCUGGCUCAAGAAAUGGAUAAAAAGAACAGUGUAAUUUUGGAUGUUGGUUCCUCUGAGGAAGUUAAGGAACGUGUAGUUGCUCAGCAUUUGAGCCCUGUUUUAACUGAAAACCAAGAAGAUCUAGCUCUUCGUAGUGUUUCCAGAGAAUCUAAUCUGUUUGAGCAAGAAAUGGUAACUAAGAUUGAAAGGACUGAAAGCCAACACAUAGAAACUGAUAAGCAGCUGAAGGAAAAGGAAGCAGCACUUGAGGUAGCAGAGGGCAAGUUACAAGAACUACAAGCAGCUCUUGAAGAUGAGAAAAGAACCAGAGUUGAACAAGAAACACUGCUUAAUGCAGAGUUAUCUUCUCUUAGGCAACACCUUCAAGAGUCUGUAGAACGAGAAGAGAAGUUGAAACAGGAGUGCUCAAAAAGAGAAACCCAGCUUCAGGUGACUCACACAAGACUUGAAGACAUGAUGGGAACCAGUGUUGAUCAGGAAUUUUUGCUUAAUUCAGAGCUGUCCUCUCUUAAGCAAUAUCUUCAGGAGUCUGCAGAAAGAGAACAGAAGCUGAAGGAAGAGUGCUCUAAGAAAGAAAAUCAGCUUCAGGAACUUCGCACAAGCCUAGAGGUUGAGAAGGAUGACCUUGAAGAACGACUGAUGAACCAGUUAGCCCAGGUCAAUGGCAGUAUAGCAGGUUACCAACAGGAGGCAGCCGAGAGCCGAGAUCGCCUUGCAGACCUGCAGCGAGAAUUGGAGAAAGUGCAGAGGGAACAAUCUGAAUUGGAGGCCAUGUUGGCAGCGGAAAGAGAUCGAGCAGCCAGGCUUGAGGAAGAUAAAAGACAGGCUCAGCGAGAAAGAGCUGAGGCAGAAGCGGAAGCAGGCAAACAGAGAGAGCUUGAGCAGAAGCUAAAAUCUGCACAGAGAGUGAAGGAAGGUAGCCAGAGCCGAGCACGUCAGCUUGAGGAGCUGUUGAGAGAGAAACAGCUGGAGGUCCGACAGAUGCAAAAAGACUGCAUCCAGUACCAAGAAAGAAUCAGUGUACUAGACCGGGAAGCUAAAGCUCUCCUGUUGGGUAGAGAUGAGGUAUCUAAUGAGCUUGAAGCAGCUCACCAGGAGAUGGCAAAGAUCAAAGAAGAGAGAAGCAGACUUGAAUCAGAGUUGUCGACAUAUAAAGGGAAGCUGGAUAUGGCUCAGGGUGAGGUGAGCCAGGCACUUGCUGAGAAAGUGGCCUCUGAACAACUGCUACGUCGGCGAGAGGCCGAGUUGAAGUCCGAAGCUGAACGAACCCUUGAUGAGGUGAGAUAUCGCUUAGGAGCAGAGCUUAAACAGAUGGAACUAAGGUUGGAGCAGGCCUAUAGAGACAGAGAAAGAGAAGAAGAAGCAACUCUUGUAGCUAAGAAUAUUGCAGAUGCUGCACAGAAAUAUGCCCAGGAAACACAAGCACGUCUGGAUGAAUCGCUAGCACGACUGGCUGCCUUCUCGCGAUCCAUGUCCUCGCUGCAGGAUGACCGUGACCGCGUUCUGGAUGAAGCUAAACAGUGGGAGAACCGCUUCCACAGCGCCCUCCAAGGUAAAGAGGCUGAACUGAGGGAAGCCGAAAGCAGAGCUAAAGACCUAUCUGAGCAACUUCAGAAGGAGACAACACAAAAAGAGCAGCUGCAGAGCUCAUUGGAGAGGUUGGAGAAAGCAGAGGAGCGGUGGCAGCUGGAGUUGUCCGAGGCGGAGAAAAAGCACAAUGAAUCUCUAAUUGCUUUGGAAAAAGAAAGAGAAGAGUUGCAGCAGAAACUGACCCAGGCAGAAAGCUCUCUGGCCCAGGCACAGUCUCAACUGACCUCCCUGGAAGCGGAAGCAGAAGGGCUACGUCAUCGAGCUAAGGCUCUAGAAGAAGCAGUUGACAAGCUUCAGAGUGAAGCCAAUCAGGCCAGGGCUGAACUUAAGGAGCGAGAAACAGAAGAAAGAAGGUUGUGCUUAAAUCUGGAGCAACUAGAGACAGACCUGCGUGCCUCUAAGACCCUUACAGACACACUUCAAGCAGAGUUGGCUGAGAAGCAGAAGAGAGAAAUGGAGCUCCUUGGAGAGAAGGAACACGCCGUCACUCAGGCUGUGGAGGAGGCCAGGAAGGAGGCAGACAGCAGGGCAGAAAAAGCAGAGAGACAGCUGGAGGAGAGAAGAACAGUUGUGAGAGAUCUUGAGGAGAGGCUUCGUAAAACUGAGGAGGAUGCCAGCCAAAGCAAAGCUCGAUUGGACACCUUCACAAAGGCUAUGGGAUCCCUGCAGGAUGAUCGAGACAGGGUACUAAGCCAAUAUAAGCAGUUAGAGGAGCGACACCUCCAGGUAAUGAUGGAGAAGGACGGUCUCAUUCAAGAAGCUGCUACUGAGAACAACGGCUUGAAGGAGGAGCUCCGUGCCCUUCUGGCCCAACGUGAUGACCUCCAUGCUGAAAACGCCAAGCUGGACGCUCAACUCCAUGGCUACCGAGAUGAGUUAAAGGAGGUUCUCUCUAUGAAGGACUCCCAGCAUAAGAAGCUGCUUUCAGUCCAUCUUGAACGUAUCAGUGCCUUAGAAAAAGAGGGAGAAGAGUUCAAGGCCAAGAUGGAGGUUUUGGAAAAAGAAGCUUUGGUAAAAAGAGGACCUGCAGUGGAGCAUGAGAUUUUGAUCCAGUCUGGACAGGUUGAAGCGGUGCGCCAUGAUGCUCCUGGUGCAGAGCUGGAGAAGCUAAGGGAGCAGCUUCAGGCAGCCAGGAAGAAGAUCACCACCCUUGAGGAAACACUAGCAUCUGAAAGGGAGGCAUAUAAAGCCCACAGUAAGGAGUUGAAAGAGCUGCGCUGGGAGGGCGGCAUACUUCGGACUGAGACUGAGACGGCUGAGGAGAGGGUGGCUGAACUGGCCAGAGACUUGAUGGAAAUGGAGCAGAAGUUGCUAGCAGAGAAAGAGGCAGCAGCUCAGCUCCAAGCUCAGAACCAGGCCUUCGGUCAAGCCAUGGCCUCUUUGCAGGAUUCACGUGACGAAGCCAUCAGUGAAGUGAAGGAACUGCGCCUUCGCAUGGAAGAGAGUCACCGAUUGGGACACUCAUCAGCACCACCUAGCAGCCCUACUGGUGAAGUGUGGAGUCUGAAGAAUGCCCUUUCUGCACUCCAGAAUGACCGGGAAAGAAUGCUCGAACAGCUGCAGAUGCAACGCAACGAGCUGGACAGACUCGGAUCCGGAGAGCUCACAAGACUUACUAAGAUCCUGGAGGAGGAAAGGAAGAAGACAGAAGAGACAGAGAAAAGGAUGACUGUGCUGCUACAGGAGAGAGAUACACAGCUGGAGAGGGACAGACAGGAACUGGAGAUGCUCAAGCUGGAGCAUAGCGACUUGCAGGCUCAAGCCGAGUCGCUGAGGAAGCAAACUCUAGCAACGCUUUCUGAACGUGACCAGCAGAUACGCCAACUCGGUGCCAUGCUGGAGGAGGCGCGAUCAUCAGAACCAAAACUACUGCAGGAACACACACACAGACAGGGAAGAAUUGCCGAAGACAGCGCCCCUGGAGGCCCGCUCGGGCAUAGCGAGGACUAUAAAGCAGAAUGCGUUCUUCUCCAGAAGAGGUUGGAUGAGGAGAUGGAGCUGAGGCUCAGCGUACAGGAGCGGCUCUCAGCAGCACAGGAUCAUCUCAAACGAUACACGCAGGAUGAGUGGCACUCAGGACCGCGGGACGUUCACUCUGAGACAGCGGUGCUUAUCGAGCCACCGGAGGGCGCUGUUACUCGGAGCCGGAGUGGAGGCCCAGGACUGGUGCGAAUGCUACGAGGAGCUUUCUGUUCCCGCCAGAGAACGCCGCUGCUCGUGUCUCUGUACUUACUGACGAUCCACGCCGUGCUGCUACUCUGUCUGGGAGGAUAUCUCUGAGAGAGAGACAGAGAGAGAGAGAGAGAGAUGGAGAGGGAUGGAGAGAGAGAGAUGGAGAGAGAGAAGCUUUACACUUUCUCUUUACAGAGAAACAAGGAUAACAAAGGGAGAGAGUCUAUCUCCGAGAGGGAUCGACAGUUACAGAACGUGUACUGACUUACAAACAGGGCGAACUUUUAUUUUUUUUUUACUUUUUUUAUUUUAUUUUUUUUAAAGGAAGGAAUUUCUUAGCUAAAUUGCCAAAGUCUUCCUCAUGGAGUUUCAUCGACGUGGCCAAAACUCUCACUGCCAAAAUCUACACUAUAUCACAGGGGCCAUUAAAAUAGUGUCAUUAUGUAGAAUUAGUGUAAACAUUCGACCACAUUCCAGGCGACUAAAAACUAUUUUGAUUAAAAAUCUACAUUCAGUAGUGCAGGAAUGUUACUGUAAUAUAAUAUAGUGCAAUGCGAGAGGUCAGAAUUCUCCAUGAUUCAGUGUCACACUGCUGCAGUACUACUACUUAUUAUAUAGUUUAUAUAUAUACAUUAAAUAUGAAGGAUUGCAGCAUUUUACACAAAAUUUUAUGAGAAACAGGACCUUCAUGAGCUGUGAGUUAAGAUCUUCAGAUCUUCUAAAGAUGCAGCAGGUGAAAUGAUGAAAUGUUUGAGAUAUUUCUCAGAAAUACAGUAAUUACAAGAUGAAGAUUUAGAGAUUCUAACUUGGACAUGUUCGUCUCCAUGGAGUCAAGAAAUUAGUCGUUUUUCUAUUUCUGUUUCCGAUCUGCUCAGAUGAGAAACUCUGGAGGAACCUAUGUGCUAUGUUUGUACAAUGUUAAAUCAAAUUAAAGCAGCGGUCAGUGAUUUUUUAAGUCGAAUGCUUCUCCUCAUAUUGACCCAGCUUCAUUAAAACGUCUGCUCAGAGGAGCAACUCCGUAUAAUGGAGACUGCCAACUUCCAACCAAUCAUGACACAGUAGGAAAAGACAGGAGUCAUAAUUGUACAAUGUUGAAUCAGAUUAAAGCAGCAGUCAGUGAUUUUUAAGUAAAAAAUUUCUCAUAUUGAGUCCACUUCAACAAAACAUCUGCUUAGCUCAAAGGAGCAACCAGUCAGGACACAGCGGCGUCUCCACCUGUCAGUCAUGUUGUUUGUCACUUUAGAAAGCUCCGCCCACCUGCAGACGUUUUCAUGCGUUCUAGCCUUACACAUGUGUAAAUCACGAUAAAAUCAAGCACAAACUAAAACCACCAGCUUUUUUCACAGUGAAACGGUGUAACUUUGGGAUUUAAAGGUGUAGUCUGUGAUUUUAGCAGAAGCUAGCUCUUUGAAAACUCAAAAAAAAUUCACCCCCUUUCUAAAUUGAAGGGCAACAUGAUUGACAGGCAGGUAGAGACGCCGCUGUGUCCUGAUUGGCUGGAUGUCGGAUGCUGCCUCAAUAUGACGAGAAGUGUUUGACUUAAAAAUCACUGACUGCUGCUUUAAUUUAAUUUCCCAUGGUAUAAACACAUUACAUUUCCUGUCAGUUCCCACUUAAAAAGUAACGUGUUUAAACUUAAACAGUUGAAAAGUGUUAAGCUGACUUCUAGCUAUCAUAACAUCGUUUUGUCGUUGUGUGUGUUGCCAUAGAAACGACUGAUUUUGGAAUCUGAGGCGAGUCUGACGCGGAGCUCCGAGUCGAAUCACUGAUUUCUUCAUCUUGUAAUUACCGUGAUGUUAAAUUGAUUCCUUCGUAUUUUAGUUUUUAAUGUAGGGGAUUUCUUAGUCUUCUUCUUUCCUGACUUCGCUGUUGCCGUGGUAACAACUCUAAAUGACUGCAGCUCACUACGAAUGGUGCACAUUCCACGAUCAGGGUUUUAAUCUGGACUUUAUUCGUUUAAAUCAGAUCAAGUAAAACACUAAUUACAGGGUUCGUGUGACUUUUCCCCUCGUCCUGCGAGCUCCUUUCCCUUUUAAGGACUUUGAUUGUGUUGGGAUCGGACGUGGUCCUGAUGUUAACUCUUUGUUUACCGGGUGAUUUUAAGCACAGCCCUGACUGGGCUUCCUGUUUUACCUGUAUAAUGACCUGUAAACCAUCCGUUUCCUCCUCUGUGUUUCUUCGUAGUUAUUUUUUGGAAAUAAAGCUUAUUUAUAAUAAGGGA
Molecule: messenger RNA, 11428 nt
Organism: Pangasianodon hypophthalmus (striped catfish)
Lineage: Eukaryota; Metazoa; Chordata; Actinopteri; Siluriformes; Pangasiidae
Gene: golgb1
Product: golgin B1
Exons: 20
Coding region: 199-9315 (3038 amino acids)
Cellular component (GO): endoplasmic reticulum-Golgi intermediate compartment; Golgi apparatus; cis-Golgi network
Source: RefSeq, a predicted model, not a curated record